GCCUCAGGGAGCCAUGUACAGGGUAUGGCUGAGGCGGCUCGUGGUGGUGGCCGUGGAGGCCGAUUGAGGCAAGGAGACGCCUGCGAGUUGGGAGGGAUGGUAACGAAUACCAGCCGCUUGGAGAAGAGUAAAUAAAUAAAUAAAGAGCCGUGCACCCCCCGCUUCCCCAGCCCAGCGGCGGUGCCGGGAGCGCGCUCUCGGGCCAGCGCUUCGUCCCCUCAGAUAGCUUACACCGGCAGGGGCGGGAAGGGGCGGCGUCCACCGGGCCGGGGGCGGGGCCUAGGCGGCGGCAGAGGCAGCCGGUACCCAGACAUCUGGGACUGUUGUUGUUCUCCCGCCGCGCGACCGCCUCAGUCAGGUCGCCCGGAGACCCGGACCCGGUCGACUGAGGAGACCGGCUGCCGUAUCCCUCCCGGUUCCCGAAAGCUGCGCUAGGAGCGGGCGCCCACACCCUGCAGUCGGUCUCCGAUGCCCUUCAGUGAGGAGGGGGCAGCCGGACCCUGGUGAGCGGCACCCAGGCGCCACCCCCCAACUCCCAAGUGGUGACUUCGUCGACCCCUCAGGCCCGCAGCCUCGUUGCCAUGGCUGAAAACGCCGAGGGGGACCUGAACUCCAACCUGCUCCACGCUCCCUACAACACUGGGGACCCGCAGCUAGACACGGCCAUCGGGCAGUGGCUCCGUUGGGAUAAGAAUCCCAAAACAAAAGAGCAAAUUGAAAAUCUGUUACGGAAUGGGAUGAACAAGGAACUGCGAGAUCGUCUUUGUGGCCGAAUGACUUUUGGGACUGCAGGACUUCGUUCUGCCAUGGGAGCAGGGUUUUGCUAUAUUAAUGACCUUACAGUAAUACAGUCAACGCAAGGGAUGUACAAAUAUCUUGAAAGAUGUUUCUCCGAUUUCAAGCAGAGAGGCUUUGUGGUUGGGUAUGACACUCGGGGUCAAGUAACCAGCAGCUGCAGCAGCCAGAGGCUUGCUAAGCUCACUGCUGCAGUCCUACUGGCUAAAGAUGUUCCUGUGUACCUUUUCUCCAGAUAUGUCCCUACACCUUUUGUACCAUAUGCAGUCCAAGAACUCAAAGCAGUUGCAGGUGUGAUGAUUACCGCAUCUCACAACCGUAAGGAAGACAAUGGAUAUAAGGUUUAUUGGGAAACUGGUGCUCAGAUCACAUCUCCUCAUGAUAAAGAAAUUCUGAAAUGCAUAGAAGAAUGUGUAGAACCCUGGAACGGUUCCUGGAAUGAUAACUUAGUGGACACCAGCCCACUGAAGAGAGAUCCUCUGCAGGAGAUUUGCAGGAGAUACAUGGAAGAUCUAAAGAAGAUCUGCUUUUACAGGGAAUUAAACUCAAAAAACAGCUUAAAAUUUGUGCAUACUUCUUUUCAUGGAGUGGGACAUGACUACGUACAGAUGGCUUUUCAAGUGUUUGGUUUCAAGCCUCCAAUUCCAGUUCCAGAACAAAAAGACCCUGAUCCAGAGUUUUCUACUGUUAAAUGCCCAAAUCCUGAGGAAGGAGAAUCUGUGCUGGAACUUUCCCUGAGACUGGCAGAGAAAGAAAAUGCCCGGAUUGUACUAGCCACGGACCCCGAUGCAGACCGGCUAGCAGCAGCAGAACUUCAGGAGAACGGUCAUUGGAAGGUUUUCACAGGAAAUGAGCUGGCGGCUUUGUUUGGGUGGUGGAUGUUUGAUUGUUGGAAGAAAAACAAAGCAACGAAUGCUAACGUGAAGAAUGUUUACAUGUUAGCCACUACAGUCUCUUCUAAAAUCCUGAAGGCAAUUGCACUUAAAGAAGGAUUUCAUUUUGAAGAAACAUUACCAGGUUUUAAAUGGAUUGGAAGCAGGAUAAAAGACCUCUUGGAAAACGGAAAAGAAGUCCUUUUUGCAUUUGAGGAGUCUAUUGGCUUCCUGUGUGGAACUUCGGUUUUAGAUAAGGAUGGGGUGAGUGCUGCCGUGGUUGUCGCUGAAAUGGCGUCUUACCUGGAAACCAUGAAUGUCACAUUGACACAGCAGCUGACUAACGUUUAUGAAAAGUAUGGUUAUCAUAUUUCAAAAACUUCAUAUUUUUUGUGUUAUGAUCCACCUACCAUAAAAAGUAUAUUUGAAAGGCUUCGCAAUUUCGAUUCUCCAAAAGAAUAUCCAAAAUUCUGUGGGAGAUUUGCUAUUUUGUAUGUACGGGACAUCACCACCGGGUUUGACAGCAGCCAGCCAAAUAAGAAAUCAGUGUUGCCUGUGAGCAAAAACAGCCAGAUGAUUACGUUCACCUUUCAAAACGGCUGCGUUGCUACUCUUCGGACGAGUGGGACAGAGCCAAAGAUAAAGUAUUAUGCAGAGAUGUGCGCCUCCCCUGAGCAGAGUGACCCAGCCUUACUGGAAGAAGAACUGAAGAAACUCAUUGAAGCACUAAUUGAGAAUUUUCUUGAACCCAGCAAGAAUGGACUGACCUGGCGUUCUGUGUAGUGGCACUGCCAUGCACCUUGUCCUUGCCCUGGCAUACAGAGCAGCGCAGCUGAGCGCUCCCAUUGUGUUGGACCCCAAGUUAGUCAUCUCUCUAUCCCACACAACCAAGUAUCUUUUUCCUUUUAUGUUCUGCCUUUUUGGUUAAGUGACUAAAUGUGCUGCAUAAAUUUCAAAUGAAAUAACCUAGAGAUAAAUGAUUCAGAUUUUUUUUAUCGUCUUCAAAGUCAUCACAUCAGAGGUAUUACAGUAAUGUUGUUCUUCCUGUAAUAGAAACAUGACAGUAUAAAAGUGAGUUUUCUUAUUAAAGUGUGAUUAAGCUUA
Molecule: messenger RNA, 2771 nt
Organism: Ochotona princeps (American pika)
Lineage: Eukaryota; Metazoa; Chordata; Mammalia; Lagomorpha; Ochotonidae
Gene: PGM2L1
Product: phosphoglucomutase 2 like 1
Exons: 14
Coding region: 582-2450 (622 amino acids)
Biological process (GO): carbohydrate metabolic process
Molecular function (GO): glucose-1,6-bisphosphate synthase activity; intramolecular phosphotransferase activity
Source: RefSeq, a predicted model, not a curated record